AACAAAAUGGUCCUGGACUCUGUGCCUUUUUCGUAUCAGCUAGACGAUAUAAACAACACUAUCGCGUUGACGGCGAAGUACCAGUCUGAACAGGCUAGACUGGGCCUCCAGAAGCACAAGAUACAGAGAAACAAGCAGGCCCAGCAGAUGAUCAACUACGCUCCGUCUCAGGGGUUCAACAGACCAAGACACGCUCCACAAGGAUUCCAGUCCUCGUUCGAGAAAAUGAAUCCGCUGGUGGGAUCUUCGACGACGCCAUCGCCGGUUUCAGGUUCUAACUCUGAUUUGUUGUUCAUGUCGCUGGCUGAUCAGCAGCAACUUGCGCAGCUCGGUCCUGUGGCCCCUCAGCUCGCUCAUUCGAGCACGGUUUCCUCUCUUUCGUCGGGGAAGGAUCAAGUCUCGUCACCGAUGAGGGCAGGGUCGACUGGUUCCACGAUAUCGUCGGGGUCUUCUAAUUCUCCGUGGAACACCUCGUUGCUGGAUACAAACACAAAAAGUAGCAUUCCUUUCAGUUCAACAUGGUCACAGGUUUGGUAAGGUACGGUAGAAGGAUGGUUUAGGAUGUACGGAUAAG
Molecule: messenger RNA, 574 nt
Organism: Ogataea polymorpha
Lineage: Eukaryota; Fungi; Ascomycota; Pichiomycetes; Pichiales; Pichiaceae
Exons: 1
Coding region: 7-537 (176 amino acids)
Source: RefSeq, a predicted model, not a curated record